AUGGUCAGAGUCUCAGAGAUUUGCAUGGUACAAUACUCUCCAAACUUAAUAUUUGGUACUGUGGAAAAGGACCCAGUUAUCCGUGCGGACAGCAAAAACAACGCGUUAAACGCGGAAGCGUUCGCGCAGGUGCUUAACCUCUUGUUGCAAAAUUUACGUGACAGAGCUGCUUCAGGGAAUUCUAGUGAAAAAUUUGCAGCAGGACAUGCACCGACUGAUGAAGGCCAAACAAUAUAUGCACUUGUGCAGUGCACUCCGGAUAUAGACAAAGGAGAUUGCAGUAAUUGCCUUGGAAGUUGCAUCUCUGAUAUUCCAUCAUGUUGUGAUGGAAAGGAAGGAGCUAGAAUUCUUAAACCAAGCUGUAAUAUAAGGUAUGAGGUCAGUCGGUUCUAUAAAUCUGCAGUUGAUUCAGUAGUAGAUGUUUCAGCUCCUCCAGCAACUCCAACAACUCCAGAAACUCCAGCUCCACCUAAGCAAGGAAAGAAGAGUAACACAAUAAAAACUAUCAUCAUCAUCAUUGUGGUUGUGAUUGCUUUUGUGACUAUGCUUCUCGGUGGCACUUGCAUUUUCUUACAAGUUAAGAAACCAUGGGUAAAACUUGGAUAUGAUCGUAUUUCACAAGAAAUGAGUUUCGUGAAUUCAUUACAAUAUGAAUUUGAAAUUAUAAGAUCUGCAACAGAUGACUUUUCUGAUGCCAAUAAGCUUGGUCAAGGUGGAUUUGGAGAUGUUUACAAGGUAACAAAACAUUAUAUAGCUAGGUGA
Molecule: messenger RNA, 762 nt
Organism: Rosa chinensis
Lineage: Eukaryota; Viridiplantae; Streptophyta; Magnoliopsida; Rosales; Rosaceae
Product: cysteine-rich receptor-like protein kinase 25
Exons: 4
Coding region: 1-762 (253 amino acids)
Source: RefSeq, a predicted model, not a curated record